AUGGAAAUCCAUUUCGAACAUUUUCCUAACGAAUUAUUAAUUGAUAUUUUGGAAUAUCUUGAUGCUCGUGAUCUGUUUUAUGGUUUUUGGGGACUUAAUAAACGAUUUAAUCAUAUUUUACAAUCGCUUAAAAAUAUUUCACUUACAAUGAAGAACGAUGAAUCAAAAUUAAUUUCAUUAUUUGCACCUCAAAUUAAAAGAUUAAUCGUCGAUACUUGUCUCAAUAUAGAUUUAACUCAGUUUCCUCAUUUGCAUUCAUUAAUCCUGCUUGACUUGACAGAAAUUCAACUUAGACAAAUUCAAUCGGAAUUUAUGCCUCAUCUUGUUUACAUUUCGAUUUCACCAGACAAUAAAUCUUGCAUUUUAUCUCAAUUAAUUCAAAGAAUAUUUUCACAAACAUUAUCAUCACUUCGCUGUGUUAAUCUUGGUUGUGUUCGUUAUCCUGUAUUUCACAUGUUUCAAUCAUACGUUCUUCAAUCAAUAACAAUUAACUGUACUUCAUCAAUUACAGUACCAUAUAUACUUCUUGCAUCUCCCAAUCUAUCUAAUCUUCGAGUGCAUUUUGAAGAAAAUAACUUCAAUAUUUUCUAUAAAAAUCCAACGAUUCCAAAUCAUCCUUUGAAAUAUUUCAUUCUAUCUGAUCCUUAUGGUUUGUUGUGUUUUAAACACGUCGAUACUUUUCUUACAUAUAUGCCCAAUCUCAAACGAAUCAAACUAAAUUUUAAUUGUGAUGUUCUAUUUAUUCAAUUAGCUAAAACUGUUGCAACUAGAUUAAUUUAUUUAAACCGAUUUGAUUGCCAUAUUGAUAAUACAUCAGCUGAUGCCGUAACGAGCAUUGAUGAAAUACAACAAAUACAUCCAUGUUUUGUUCGGAUUAAAUGUAUUACAGGUAACUAUGGUUAUCGAAUAUAUAAAACUGACUGA
Rotaria sordida is the source of this 924-nucleotide messenger RNA. The record is from the annotation of a GenBank genome assembly. Lineage: Eukaryota; Metazoa; Rotifera; Eurotatoria; Philodinida; Philodinidae.